UGUCAUGGCUGACGAGCAGAGAAGGAGUGUUCCUCUUCCAGAAGGUUCUUCGUUUUAUGUGGACUUAUCGAGUGAUUUGAUUUAAGCUGUCAUGGCGGCGGUGUUCCUAGUCACCCUGUUUGAGUACUCCCCGCUCUUUUACAUCUCUGUGGUGUCUUUAUGUUUCCUGGUAACCGCCGCCAUGGUGCUCGGCUGAGUCCCAGAGUGAAGGUCAGCAGGUCACAACACUCACAGGAACACAGGAAGCAGCAGGUGUACAGGUUUGGUGUCGACGUCCCAGUGAUCCUCCGCAGCUCUGAUGAGUCUGAGUCCGUCCUGCCCACGCCCGAGAAGCACAUGGUCCAGGUGACUAACCCCUUCGGCCUGGAGGUGGGCCAUGGGCCGGCCUCCGUCUCAGGUGGGGUGUACCUGAGGCCGUGUUGUCUGGAGCCCUGUGUGCUCACCUGUUUCUGGGGCUGUGAGAUCAGAGCCCUGCAGGGGGUGCUGCAUGCACACCAGCACAGCAAGAGGAUCAGCACCCCCCAACACAUCCAGGAGGCCCUGCAGCUCCGCUACCUGCACUGUGAGAGCUUCACGAUCAGCUGUGAGGAAGGGGAGGAGCUUCACACACAAAUACCUGCUGACAGAGGGGUCAUUGACCUCGGCCCCAUGCCCCGAGAAUGCUACCCUCUGGUGGCUGUGCUAACGCUAACGGAGCAGGAUGCCAGAGAGACGCACAACAUAGUGGUGAGUGUGAGCGUUCUCCAUGUUCCUGAUGAUCGAUACAGCCUCUCUGCCCGGGUUCUGUUUCAGUACCUGCUCACCUCACAGGGGAACAUGUACGAGUUAAAGCCUCUCUUCAUGUCCGCUGACAGUGGGGGGGCGUCCAGCAUCUCAGAGCAGUCUUCAACACAGAGUGAACCCAGAGAGGCCAGCAGACCGGAGCAGAGUCCAGUCCUGGAGGAGGAGCAGGAGCAGCAGCUGGAGGACGAGCUCUGGUCAGUAGGGGGAGGCAGAGACUGUGUGGUGUGUCAGAACGCAGCAGUGAACCGUGUUCUGCUGCCCUGCAGACACGCCUGUGUUUGUGACGGCUGUGUGUCACGUUUCCAGCACUGCCCUAUCUGCAGAGCCUUCAUCCUGGAGUCCUUCAGCCUCUGCCAGCAGGGGGCACUAUGAUCAUCUGCAGAGCCUCCACCCUGACCAUACAUCAGUCUGCCAGCAGGGGGCAGUCGGGUGCAUGCAGCUCGUUUUUGUUUAAUCAUGAAUGUAAUCGAUGGAUCAGACUGGUGUAAAAUAAUCAGAUGUUUGGAAAGUUUUUUUAUUGUCAACGAUAAUUCUGAUCCAUCUCAACUGUCUGGUCACCAUGGAGACGGGCGGUAACGACAGAUCUUAAUGACACGAUGAAAAGAUACUAACAUGAAGUCAGUUUUUAUUCAAACGCUGAGCAGAUUAUUUAUUUGUGAAUGUUUUUAUGUUUUGAGUGUCUUAAAGGAACAGUGCAGUAUUUAUUUUUUCUGAUUCUGUAUGAUCUGUUCUAAAAAGUGCACUGUAAAAAAUAAACAUCCUGAGGUAA
Labrus mixtus (cuckoo wrasse) is the source of this 1552-nucleotide messenger RNA. It is a transcript of the gene cgrrf1, whose product is annotated as cell growth regulator with ring finger domain 1. NCBI's taxonomy places the organism in Eukaryota, Metazoa, Chordata, Actinopteri, Labriformes, Labridae. Bases 160 to 1155 code for a protein of 331 amino acids. Gene Ontology annotation, biological process: negative regulation of cell growth. The record is from RefSeq and is a predicted model, not a curated record. The transcript has 7 exons.